UCCCAUAUUUUAUUUCGUCAUCAUAUACAUUUCAUAGUUUUAGUUUUGUGAAAGAAAACUGAAUUGCCCUGCUACUACUAACUACUCUUUACGUGACAAGAACUUCACACCUGUUAUGUUUUACCAUGGAAGCAAAGUGACACACAAACUUAACACCAAAUAAAUUGCAACUCCCUUUAGUAUUAUAAAAAUAUUAUUAUAAUAUAGUAAGCAAUUAAAUAUAAAUAAAGUAAAUAAAAUUAGCUCUUUCCCAACUCACUCAUAUCCCCAGCCCCCUUCUGCAUCAAAGAAAAAAGGAGAGUUCAAUUCCUUCAUAUUGGAUUUGCCCUAAAUCUCCAAUUAUUACUAAAUCUACUACAAUUGUUGUUACUUGUCUCAGCUCAACUUAAUUCCGUCGGUCGGAGUUAUCUGGAUCUGGCCGGAAUAUUCUGUCCAUUUCCCGCCAACAUAUAUUUAUUCGUUAAGUAAUUAAUUCACAGGGAGAGAGGUGAAGUGACCUUUUUAUACUGCUCAAUAACUGCAGCUGCUGUAACAAUUGAAAAAAGAAUAAGUGCAUUUGUUCACUGAAUUUUCUCUAGAGCUGAAAUCCUAAGCUGUCGCUGAUGAAGAACGGUAUGGCAGAAUGCGCUGUCUGCCAUUCCAGGCUGGUUUCUCCAACUGUAAAGACUAUUUCAAGGGCAUAUGAUCGACACAGAAGCAAGAUUUCAUCAAAACAACGUGCCCUUAAUGUCCUAUUGGUUGUAGGAGAUUGUAUGCUGGUUGGCUUACAGCCUGUUUUAGUAUUUAUGUCGAAAGUGGAUGGAAAAUUCAAGUUUAGUCCUGUAAGUGUCAACUUCUUGACGGAGGCGACAAAAGUUGUCUUUGCAAUAAUAAUGCUUUUAAUCCAGGCCAGGCAUCAAAAGGUUGGAGAAAAACCACUUCUUUCAAUAUCCACAUUUGUACAGGCUGCACGAAACAAUGUGCUUCUUGCUGUACCAGCACUACUCUAUGCCAUAAAUAACUACCUAAAGUUCAUAAUGCAGUUAUAUUUCAACCCAGCAACAGUGAAGAUGCUGAGCAAUCUGAAGGUUUUGGUUAUUGCUAUGCUGUUGAAACUUAUCAUGAAACGGCGAUUUUCCGUAAUACAGUGGGAGGCUCUUGCUCUGUUGCUAAUUGGGAUCAGCAUUAAUCAACUUCGAUCCCUUCCUGAAGGCGCCACUUCAUUGGCUCUUCCAGUCACCACAAUUGCGUACAUCUACACACUGGUUUUUGUCACUGUGCCUUCUAUGGCCUCAGUAUUCAAUGAGUAUGCUUUGAAGAGUCAGUAUGACACUAGCAUUUAUCUCCAGAACUUAUUUCUGUACGGAUAUGGCGCUAUAUUCAACUUUCUAGCCAUUCUUGGGAUUGCUGUAUUUAAAGGUCCUGGUAGUUUGGAUAUUUUUCAGGGGCAUUCGAAGGCAACCAUGCUUCUAAUUGUUAACAAUGCGGCGCAAGGAAUUCUUUCAUCCUUCUUUUUCAAAUAUGCUGAUACGAUUCUGAAGAAGUACUCUUCGACCGUCGCAACAAUAUUUACAGGCAUAGCAUCUGCUUUGUUGUUUGGUCAUAGACUGACUGCAAACUUUCUUCUUGGGAUUUCUGUUGUUUUUAUCUCAAUGCACCAGUUCUUUUCACCUCUUGCAAAAGUUAAAGAUGACCAGCAAAACGGGUCAUUGGAGCUGAUUGAUGCCCGGGAGAACCAUCGCUCAAAAGAUUCAUCCUUCGUAAAUAUAGCAGCAGGGGCAAAUGAGGAGGCUAGUCAUCGAGUAGGGCCUGAUGAAAGACAGCCACUUCUUCCAAGAUGACUUUAUUUGAACUUUCAUCUCUAGCGUAUUUGGUGGUGAGCAUUUACGGGGAGAGUAGAAUACAAGGUUAUUCAGUGUAAUAUCCAGAACAAAUAAGGGAAGAAACAGUCGUGAUGUUUCUCUUUUCUUCUCUCCAAAAGUUGGUCAAUCCUUCUGCUUCCGGGAUUGUUCGUCUGGACAGAAAGAUGUGUUGAUGGAUGAGUUUUAGGUAGACAACAGGAGUAUAGUUGUCAUGCAAUACAUAUACAAGCUACCAAUGUUGUAUAAGUUACAUACCAUUUACAAAGAGACAUGUGUAGUGUUAUACAUUGAUUUUGUUGUAAACAGUUAUCAAUUCUUUCAUAUAUUCUUGUAAUCAAGUGAAUUUUGAUGACGUA
Messenger RNA from Capsicum annuum, 2197 nucleotides. Its product is annotated as CMP-sialic acid transporter 2. Gene Ontology annotation, biological process: pyrimidine nucleotide-sugar transmembrane transport. Gene Ontology annotation, cellular component: Golgi membrane. Bases 603 to 1820 code for a protein of 405 amino acids. NCBI's taxonomy places the organism in Eukaryota, Viridiplantae, Streptophyta, Magnoliopsida, Solanales, Solanaceae. Gene Ontology annotation, molecular function: pyrimidine nucleotide-sugar transmembrane transporter activity. The record is from RefSeq and is a predicted model, not a curated record. The transcript has 17 exons.